Grus americana (Whooping crane) is the source of this 2885-nucleotide messenger RNA. It is a transcript of the gene ZFP36L1, whose product is annotated as ZFP36 ring finger protein like 1. The transcript has 2 exons. Bases 810 to 1817 code for a protein of 335 amino acids. NCBI's taxonomy places the organism in Eukaryota, Metazoa, Chordata, Aves, Gruiformes, Gruidae. The record is from RefSeq and is a predicted model, not a curated record. Gene Ontology annotation, molecular function: metal ion binding; mRNA binding.
GGGCAGACCCAGGCUGCCCUCAGCUGGAAAGAAGUCCCGCGAGUUGCCAGACACUGCGCAGGGCUCGGCUGCAGCCCCGCCGCUCCCGCGUCAACCUUUUCCGGGCGCUCGGGGCUGUUACUGCCCCGGGGCCGAAGAGCGGCCGCUGCAGCACCGCGCACCGAGCGCUGCUCCGGGCCGGCCACGCCACGCGAGCAGCCCCGCACGCCGCCGCGCGCAGGAAUGGGCAGAGCGCGCCCGCCCCCGCGCCGGGCCCCGCGGUAUACGCGCGCACACGCGCGCUCACACAGGCGCGCAUACACGUGCGCAGAGGCGCGCAGAGGCGCGCGGCAGCCCGCACAACUGCCUCCUCCAGAGCGGGGGAGGGCAGCCAGCGGCCGCGGUCGCUUGCCUUCUCCCCGCCCCCCCCCCUUCCCUUCCUUUCCUUUCCUUUCUUCUUUUUUUUUUUUUUUUUUCUCUCCUUCCCUCCCCCCCUUCUUCCUCCCGAAAGUUUUUCUGGGCCUGCCUGCCCGGGUGAUUCAGUCGCGGUGUCGAUCACUCUGCCCUCCUCCUCCUCCUCCCCUUCCUCCCGCCGCUGGCUCCUCCUCCCGGGGGGUAAGGCUGAAACUUUAUAAGUUCAGCUUUCCCCCAGCCCGCUGGAAGCGGCGAGCGGGCGCGGCGGCCGGGCUGGUGGCGGCGGCAUCAUCAUCAGCAUUAGCGGCAGGGGGGAGGCUGCGAGCCGGGGCGCUGGAGGCUGUGCCUUACCCACGCCGUGACUCCUCGUGUCUGUGUGCCGCUGCCCCACUCGCUUCCCCCCUCGCUCGCCGAAGAUGUCCACAGCCCUGGUGUCGCCCACCAUCUUCGACCUGAGCGAAGUUUUAUGCAAGAGCAACAAGAUGUUGAAUUACGGCCCCUCGGGUGUCAGCGGGUGCCUGCUGGACAGGAAGGCGGUGGGCACCCCGGCCGGCGGGGGUUUCCCUAGGAGGCACUCUGUUACUCUGCCCAACUCCAAGUUUCACCAGAACCAGCUCCUCAGCAGCCUGAAAGGGGAGCCGGCUCCCAUGCUGGGCCCCCGGGAAAGCCGCUUCCGGGACCGCUCCUUCUCCGAGGGCGGUGAGCGCCUGCUGCAGCAGAAGCAGCCCGGGGGACAGGUCAACUCCAGCCGCUACAAGACGGAGCUGUGCCGCCCCUUCGAGGAGAACGGCGCCUGCAAGUACGGCGACAAGUGCCAGUUUGCCCACGGCAUCCACGAGCUGCGGAGCCUCACCCGCCACCCCAAGUAUAAGACCGAGCUCUGCCGCACUUUCCACACCAUCGGCUUCUGCCCCUAUGGGCCGCGCUGCCACUUCAUCCACAACGCGGAGGAGCGCCGCGCUGUGGCGGGGAGCCGGGAGCCCGCCGUCACCGACAGACCCCGCCUGCAGCACAGCUUCAGCUUUGCCGGCUUCCCCAGCACUGCUGCCAGCGGGCUGCUGGACAGCCCCACUUCCAUCACCCCGCCGCCCAUGCUGAGUGCCGACGACCUGCUGGGCUCCCCCACCUUGCCUGACUGCGCCAGCAACCCCUUCACCUUCUCCAGCCAGGAGCUGGUCAGUCUCUUUGCCCCCGGCAUGGGGGUGCAGGUGCCCAGCGGGAGCUCCCCUACCACCUUCUUGUUCAGGCCCAUGUCCGAGUCCCCCAACAUGUUUGACUCGCCGCCCAGUCCUCAGGACUCCCUCUCUGACCAGGAGGGCUAUCUGAGCAGCUCCAGCAGCAGCCACAGCGGCUCAGAUUCCCCUAUCCUGGACACCUCAAGACGUCUUCCCAUCUUCAGCAGACUCUCCAUCUCCGACGACUAAUCUGGGGUUUCCUCUUGCUCCCCCCCACCUCUAUGACAAUGUUAAGCUGAACUCCCCCCACCCUGUCCCCAGUAGUCUGAGCUGGAUGUUAACAUGUCCACCUGCCUGCCGUAGACCCACUGGCUUAAACCUUAAGUGCCAAAUUACGAUGAAAAGCAAUAACGUUUACAAAAUUAGUGCCUUUAACACUUUCACUGUGACUGUAUUACCUCUCCAGCUGCAGAGGGCACCAGCAGCUCUGUGCACUUCCAGAUGUGCAGGAAAUGUCCGGAUCCAGCUCCCUCCACUGGCCAUGUACUGCAUCGCCCUUUCCCAGUCCCUUCCUGACUGGCCAGUUUCUGCUAGGCUGCAGGCACGUGGGCAAGCGUUAACAUCCAGUCCUCUUUCUCCCCCUUAAAGACUAAUCUUGCCUGGAUCCGCUCAGGUCUGUGGGAAGAAAAGCUGAGAACAGACAAAGAUUGUAACAUGUGAGUGGGACUUCGACUGGGAGGAAGAAAACAAAACAAACCAGAUGGACUAUGAGAGACUUGAUUUUGGUGCUAAAAGUCCCCUGUGUAUUCAUGUGACAUCUUAAAACAAAUAAAGAAAUAGAGGGGGUGGGGCUGACGGAAGUCAUUCCACACACACACACACACAAGUUCGUGUAAACAAAGUUCCAGUAGUCAUAGCUUUAAUGGUUUUGCUCUAGAGUACUUUAGACCUAUCUUAGAGCACUCACGCCAAGCUUUUUAUUAUUUUUUUCUGGGUUUUUAAUUUUGUAUAACUUGUCAGAAAUUGGAGAGCAGAUUUUGCUUGUCACUGCACAACAAUAUAAAAAAGCUUAUUUAACUUAUCAAAACGUAUUUAUUGCCGAAACCUAUGCUUUUUUGUUAAUUUUGUUCAUAUUUAUCGGGAUGAUGAAUCCAUAGAAUAUAUUCUUUUAUGUUUAAAUUAUGAUCUUCCAUAUUAAUCUUAAGAUUGUGAAGUGUCUUUUUUCCUUUUUUCCCCACAGUUUAAUAUAUUAUACUACAAUGACAUUUUUUGUAACUUCACACUUUUUUGGUUAUUUUAUUUUAAAAAAAUGAAAAA